CAAAAAAAAUAAAAAAUUAAAAAAGCCCAGCCUAAUGUAGUGAAAAGUGAGAAUCUUGAAUUAUUUUCAGGCAAAGUGUUUAUGUUUGGAGAUGCUGAAUGACCUUACAUAGACUUAAGUGAAUGUGGGGAUCGGAAGUGUGAAAUCAUUGAACUGGGGAUUGGUUGCCUGGGUUCUCUUCAGACAGAAAUUCAUUGUGGAUUUCUCUAGAUCUCCGUUGCUUCAUCUAUACAAUGUAAAGGAUAAGAAAGACCCUCUCCUAGCUCUAACAUUCUAUGAUCCUAGGUCUUUGGAAUCUUUACUGAGUAUAUCCCUCCUGUACCCCCAUGAUGUAGGAAUGAAUUUAAAAAAUAUUGUAAAGGAAUAAUCACUGAAAUAAAAAAGCCCACAGCGAGCUGGGGAGACUCUACUGAAACAUAAAAGUCCCAGAAAGCUGCAGAGGGUGUAGAGACCUAACUGUUGAAUUGUAUGGGACUCCUGGUAACAUGUGUUGGACUCUGACAGGGAGAUGGCUAAAGUGGUCGGGGAAGCUUUAUGGAGGAGGUGCACAGAGAUAAACCGAAGCAGCACGGGUAAGGUUACGUAGAGCAGUGCCAGGGGAAGACGGCUGUUAAGGAAAGGGACAUAUGCUCGGCACACGCAUCCAGAAGUGGAAGGCAACAUCGCCUUAGAGAGACCGUGAAGGUGCCAGCCUCUCAGAGCCAAAGCUCCCUGCUGGCACAGCAGCGGGCGACAGGCACUGAAGGUGGAGGUGAGAUGUGGGAAGCAGAUCUGCCACUUGAGUCGGUAGGCACUGGGGAGCCACUGUAGGCUCCUGGUCCCGCACCAUGAUAAAUAGCCUGUCCUGCAGCCUGGCUUAAAACGGAAAGCCGGAGUUAGGCAACAGAGCACCGAGGCUUUUGCAGGCAUUCAAACAAAAGCACAGAAGAAGAGAUAGCACUGACCAGAGGAAUGCCAGGGUAUGACGAUCCGUAGUCACAGGGAUGAAGGAAAGCCAUGGGCAGAGCUUGUCAUGGACAGCUCCAAGGUGGACAUAAAUGGAAACUUAUUGGUCUUGGGGGAUGAUGGGAAGAGGGAGACGGCCCUGGGCGACCACACCAAGAAUUUCACAACCCAAGCCCGACUAGAAAGCCUGGGUUAUGGCCACACCGUGCCCUUGUCAGAUGGGGGUAAGGCCUUCUGCAUCAUCUACUCCGUCAUCGGCAUUCCCUUCACCCUCCUGUUCCUGACAGCUGUGGUCCAGCGCAUCACCGUGCACGUUACCCGCAGGCCCGUCCUCUACUUCCACAUCCGCUGGGGCUUCUCCAAGCAGGUGGUGGCCAUUGUCCACGCCGUGCUCCUCGGGUUUGUCACUGUGUCCUGCUUCUUUUUCAUCCCAGCUGCUGUCUUCUCUGUCCUGGAGGAUGACUGGAACUUCCUGGAAUCCUUUUAUUUUUGUUUUAUUUCCCUGAGCACCAUUGGCCUAGGGGAUUAUGUGCCUGGCGAAGGCUACAAUCAAAAAUUCAGAGAGCUCUAUAAGAUUGGGAUCACGUGUUACCUGCUACUUGGCCUUAUUGCCAUGUUGGUAGUUCUGGAAACCUUCUGUGAACUCCAUGAGCUGAAAAAAUUCAGAAAAAUGUUCUAUGUGAAGAAGGACAAGGAUGAGGAUCAAGUGCACAUCAUAGAGCAUGACCAGCUGUCCUUCUCCUCGAUCACAGACCAGGCAGCUGGCAUGAAAGAGGACCAGAAGCAAAAUGAGCCUUUUGUGGCCACUCAGUCAUCUGCCUGCGUGGACGGCCCUGCAAACCACUGAGGGUAGAAUUUGUUGCAUUAUCCUAGAGCAUCAGGGUCAGGGUGCAAGAAAAAGGCUUAAGUAUGUUCAUUUUUAUCAAAACGCAAAAGCGAAAAUGAUGUCACUUUAAGAAAUAUCCACUGUUUGCAAAGUCUUAUUAAACAAAAAUGGAACAAAGAAGCUGUGACCCUGGCAGGAUGUCUAAUGUGCACCUAAAAUUCAUAUGCGACAAAAUUGCCUAGACCUUACGUAGGAAGAGAAUACUUGAAGCAGUAUCCUGAUGGGGUUAGAAGCAGAUUUUAUACUUUUAACUGGAAUCUUUGGGGUUUGCAUUUAAAUCAUUUAGCUGAUGGCUAAAGAGCAAAAUUUAGAAGCAAAGAAAGCAUAGAGAUGUGUUUUAUAAAUAGGCUUAUGUGUACUGGUUUGCAUGCGCCCAUCCAAAAUGAUUAUUUUUAUAGAAUCUAAGUUAAACUUACUAUUUAUAAUGCAUAGGUAACCAUUAACUAUGUACAUAUAAAGUAUAAAUAUGUUUAUAUUCUGUACAUACGGUUUAGGUCACCAGAUCCCAGUGUACUUCUUAAACCAAGAUUGUAGAUAUUCUGUUUCUUUUGAUUUCUCUUUAUACAAAAGGAUCUAGAGUUGCUACAAUAAGGAGAAUAAUAAACUUAAGAGUGAAAAAUCAUA
Molecule: messenger RNA, 2455 nt
Organism: Sapajus apella (tufted capuchin)
Lineage: Eukaryota; Metazoa; Chordata; Mammalia; Primates; Cebidae
Gene: KCNK1
Product: potassium two pore domain channel subfamily K member 1
Exons: 3
Coding region: 962-1792 (276 amino acids)
Biological process (GO): stabilization of membrane potential; potassium ion transmembrane transport
Cellular component (GO): membrane
Molecular function (GO): potassium ion leak channel activity
Source: RefSeq, a predicted model, not a curated record